This is a messenger RNA of Cimex lectularius (bed bug), 1209 nucleotides long. Its product is annotated as methylglutaconyl-CoA hydratase, mitochondrial. The record is from RefSeq and is a predicted model, not a curated record. Gene Ontology annotation, cellular component: mitochondrion. Gene Ontology annotation, biological process: fatty acid beta-oxidation. The transcript has 2 exons. Lineage: Eukaryota; Metazoa; Arthropoda; Insecta; Hemiptera; Cimicidae. The coding region runs from base 185 to 1066 and encodes 293 amino acids. Gene Ontology annotation, molecular function: enoyl-CoA hydratase activity.
GUCACGCAAUGUGUUUUCUUAUCCUUCUUAAUAUCUUAUCGCAGUGAAUUUUUGUGUUUUAUAUAAGUUGCUAAUAACAUUUUUUUUAUUGUUUCAAGGUUCGACUUGUCCAGGGCUAAGUUUCUGACUAAAGAGUCGACGAUUAGACAGUGUAACUAUUUUAUAAAUCGAAUCGAUAAAGGUUAUGUUCUUCCGAAAGUCCAUUACUAGGCUGAUGUCUGUAGUCAAGAACAGCCGGCGGUUCGUUUCUGUCGAGAGUGAGAAACAUUCCGAUCUAAAAGUGGAACUCUUGUCCGGCUCAGAUAGGGGGAUCAUGGUCCUAGGAUUGGACAGGCUAAAAGGGAAGAAUUCAUUCAGCAAGAGUUUUGUCCAGAGCUUGGAGGAUAUUCUCGAAGCGGUCAGGUACGAUAAGGAUGUUAGAGCAUUAGUUUUACGCAGCCAUGUACCUGGUGUAUUCUGCGCAGGAGCCGAUCUAAAAGAGCGGCUUCAGAUGACGCAAACCGAGGUGCAGAUGUUCGUCUUCAGGCUGCGGAAGCUUAUGGUGACGCUAGAAAACACACCUGUUCCUGUUAUUGCAGCGAUAAAUGGUGCCGCUCUCGGUGGAGGAUUGGAAAUGGCUUUGGCGUGCGAUAUAAGGGUUGCAACAGACAAGGCAAAAAUCGGACUCGUUGAGACAAAACUAGCCAUCAUCCCAGGUGCAGGAGGUACACAAAGGUUAACCCGAAUCAUCGGCCCUUCAAGAGCAAAGGAACUCAUAUUCACCGCACGAGUUCUUUCAGGUUCUCAAGCACAAGAAUACGGGAUCGUCAACCACUGUGUCGAAUCAAAAGACGGUGAAGAUGCUGCUUUUGAAAAAGCAUUGAGUAUCGCCAGGGAGAUAAUACCAAAUGGACCCAUAGGCGUGAAAAUGGCUAAACAGGCCAUAAGCAAAGGCAUCGAGGUAGACUUGGCCUCUGGCUUCGCAAUCGAAGAGCUUUGUUAUGCACAAGUCAUCCCGACGAAAGAUAGGUUGGAAGGAUUGAAAGCAUUCCAGGAAAAAAGGACUCCCGUAUACACUGGGAGCUGAUUGCAUUGUUUUUUUCUUAAAAUGCAAACAUCAUUCCAAACGCCGGUAUCAGAGGGGGAAAUGAAUCUAAUUUUGUAACAUUUACAUUCAAACACUUGUUAGACAUACACAUUGUUAAAAAUAUAUUUUAUUUUUAAUAUAUA